AUGUCGUUCAGAGGUGCGCCCAGAGGACGGGGCGGUUUUGGAGGCGGCAGAGGUGGUGGCCGCGGAGGUUUCCAGCAGCGCGACUUUGGCCCCCCGGCCCAGAUCCUCGAGCUGGGCUCUUUCAUGCACGCCUGCGAGGGUGAGAUGGUCUGCGAAUCCACCAACCCCAAGGUCCCUCACUUCAACGCCCAGAUUUUCCUCGAGAACAAGACGGCCGUCGGCAAGGUAGACGAGGUUCUUGGUCCCAUUAACCAGGUCUACUUCACCAUCAAGCCCAGCGACGGAAUUCAGGCCACCAGCUUCAAGCCCGGCGACAAGUUUUUCGUUGGCAGCGAGAAGCUCCUACCUCUCGAGAAGUUCCUCCCCAAGCCCAAGCCUCCGCCGGGAGCUGCCAAGGUCAAGAAGCCCAAGGGUGCUGGUGGACGCGGCGGACGCGGUGGCCCCGGUGGUUUCUCCAGGGGCGGCGGCCGCGGUGGUGGCCGUGGUGGUCCUGGCGGUUUCUCCAGAGGUGGUGGCCGUGGUGGCAGCGGAUUUGGUGGUAGCGGAUUUGGUGGCAGAGGCGGCGGCCGUGGUGGUGGCGGCUUCAGCGGCAGCGGUGGUUUCAGCAGGGGUGGCGCAGGAGGCAGAGGACGUGGUGGCUUCAGCCGAGGUCGGUGA
This is a messenger RNA of Pestalotiopsis fici W106-1, 657 nucleotides long. RefSeq lists its product as uncharacterized. Gene Ontology annotation, molecular function: box H/ACA snoRNA binding. The record is from RefSeq and is a predicted model, not a curated record. Gene Ontology annotation, cellular component: box H/ACA snoRNP complex. Bases 1 to 657 code for a protein of 218 amino acids. Gene Ontology annotation, biological process: snoRNA guided rRNA pseudouridine synthesis; ribosome biogenesis. NCBI's taxonomy places the organism in Eukaryota, Fungi, Ascomycota, Sordariomycetes, Amphisphaeriales, Sporocadaceae. The transcript has 2 exons.